AUGUCACAAGAAAACCGGAGUGCGCUUACUGUUGUAACAGAGUUUUUCAUCGUUGGCUUCCCAGGACUUCAGCCUGAGUACUAUAAUUUACUGGCCGCCAUUUUUUUGGUCAUUUAUGUGACAACUGUAUUGGGGAAUUUAGUUCUGGUGGUGUCAUUUGCAAUUGCACCAAAUCUCCAGAAGCCUAUGUAUAUCACUAUGCUGAGCCUAGCCCUGUCUGAUAUUGGAUUCUGCACAGUUGCUUUGCCUAAAAUAAUCUCUCGCUACUGGUUCAACAAUGGCUCUAUCUCCUUCUAUGCUUGCCUGAUACAGAAACAUUUCAUUCACUAUUUUGGAACUCUGAACUCUCUUAUUAUGAUGACCAUGGCUAUAGAUCGCUAUCUAGCUAUCUGCUUCCCACUCAGAUACCCUAUACUUAUGACCAAUUGGACUAUGAGUCAUCUAUCAUGGCUUUCCUGGGUGUCUGCUAUGAUUGCCCCUGGCAUUAACACCAUCCAGACUACAGAGAUGGUGUUUUGUGGGUCCAAUUUAAUUAUUCACUGCUACUGUGACAGUAUGUCUGUGAACAGUUUAGCCUGUGGUGAUAUUACGUUACAAAAAGAUAUUACUACAACCGUGGCAUCGAUUGUACUUCUUUUACCUUUCUCUUUCAUCAUUUUCUCCUAUAUCAGCAUUGGGAUGUCUAUAAUCAGAACAACAAAUAAUCAAGGCAGCCUGAAAGCCUUCUCUACCUGUGCCACACAGCUGUGUAUCAUUAGUAUCUAUUACAUUCCACGUCUCUUUGUGUAUUUUACACCUUAUAUGCCUUACUUCAAAAUGGAUAUAAAUCAGAGACUUGCAGUCACUAUGUUUUAUGGGUUGUUCCCACCACUAGUAAACCCCCUCAUAUAUUACUUUAGGACCAAAGAGAUCCGUCUUCUGCUGUUGAAGUGGUGCACUCAGAAAAAUGAGAUAGGCCCAAAAAUGAAUAUUGUGGCUGUUUCUAAAUAA
Molecule: messenger RNA, 990 nt
Organism: Colossoma macropomum (tambaqui)
Lineage: Eukaryota; Metazoa; Chordata; Actinopteri; Characiformes; Serrasalmidae
Product: olfactory receptor 1-like
Exons: 1
Coding region: 1-990 (329 amino acids)
Biological process (GO): G protein-coupled receptor signaling pathway
Cellular component (GO): membrane
Molecular function (GO): olfactory receptor activity; G protein-coupled receptor activity
Source: RefSeq, a predicted model, not a curated record